This is a messenger RNA of Paramecium pentaurelia, 621 nucleotides long. The record is from the annotation of a GenBank genome assembly. NCBI's taxonomy places the organism in Eukaryota, Ciliophora, Oligohymenophorea, Peniculida, Parameciidae.
AUGAAUUCUACAUAGGAAUGGCUUUUUCAAACUAAUGAUAAUUAAAUUGUGAAAUUUAAAAGUGAAUUAACAAACUUCUGUGAUUUAUUAUAAGAUAAAGAUAUAGAUGAUCCAUUACCAGUUGCAAUUGAUGUAAAACAAUCAAAUUUAUAACUAUAGUUAGAAGUCUUGAAUGUAAUUAAGAAAUUUUGUGAAAUUCAUAAUUAUGAAAAGGAAGCAAUUAGAAUAAAAAAACCAAUUAUAAAUAAUAAGAUUAAUGAUAAUCUAGAUUUAUAGUCAAUUUAAGUAUUAUAAUUAUCAGAUGAAUUAUUUGAUAAAGUUUUGGCAGCUUCUUAUUAUUUGAGUUUUGAUCUCUUAAGAUAGGCAUGUUUAUGCAUUUUAGCAUGUUAAAUAUACGUAGAUGAUAAUGAAAAUGAUAUUGAAAGGUAAAAAUUGUAUAAUAAAAAAAAUAGAGCAAGGAAAUAAUAUGGUUUAGGUGAGAUAACACCAGAAUAGGAAAAUGAAGCAAUUACAAAAAAUAAACCUGUAUUUGAAUAAUUAUAGAAAUAAUUUUAUGAGAUGCUCUAAUAGUUUGAAGAUGAAAUUAAUGAAAAAAUGAAAUAAUAAUAAUAAAUUGAAUGA